AUGUUAAACAUCCCACGGGAGCUAAUCUGGGACAUCCUUUUACGGCUCCAGCUGAAGGAUUUGAUCCGAUACGGAUGUGUUUCCAAAGCUUGGUAUGCUUUCAUCCACAACCAAGACUUCAUCAAACCGCAUCUCGAAAGCUCCAUCAAAACCAACUCUACUCGCACCAUUUUACUCCACACUACUCCCUCAUAUUUCUUAUGGUUGCCUUUUGACAACGAUGAGAAGCUCGGGACAGCCACGGUAGUCAGGUUUUCGAUUCCGUCAAAAGACCCAGUAAGGGAAAGUACUGUGACAGUGGGCUAUGCCAAUGGUCUGGUUUGCAUACGCAACUGUAUCGAUGAGGAUAUUUCUUAUAUUACUUUGUGGAAUCCGUCAAUUCCAAAGCUGAAGAAAAUUCCCAUUAGAACACAUGAACCACGUGCACAGCCAUCACCAAAAUCAGAGAGGUUGGAUAUAUAUGGAUUCGGGUACGAUUCAACCAAUGACGACUAUAAAUUAGUGGGGAUUAUUAGGAAGCCUGCUGAUGAGUAUGAAGUCAGUGUUUAUAGCCUAAAAGCCAACUCAUGGAAAAGGAUCCAGAACAUUCCUUGCUGUGGUUUUUCGUUAUUUGCACAUAACAAUCACAUGGUAUUUUCAAAGGGCGCUCUAAGUUGGCUCAUGUGGAAAAAGUUACACAAAGAACUUCAGUACGUUAUCGUAACUCUUGAUCUUACCAGUGAGAAAUAUCGGGAGUUUCCCAUCCCGGUGGAUAGGAUUGGUGAAAUUGAAAAUCCUAUGCUGGAAUUGGAUGUUCUGGGAGACUAUCUGUGUAUUUGUGUUAAUCGUUUCAUGGAUCAAUGUGAGGCUUGGAUUAUGAAGGAAUAUGGAGUGACAGAAUCUUGGAGCCUGCUUUAUUCUAUUGAAGCGCUUUAUAUUAUUGACAUGCUUUAUGUGGAGUUUCGGACCUACAAACCUUUGGUGUUUUCAAAGAAUGGCAAAACGGUUCUUUUGAAGAUGAGCAAAAAUUUCAAGUCCGAUAGUCUUGUUUGGUAUGAUUUAGAGAAAAAGAGUUUCAAACAAGUUGAAAUUAGUGGCCUGCCCGGUUUAUUCAAACCAACCAUUUGCUGGGGGAGCCUUUGUCUUCUUGAUGGCGAUCCUGUUAUUGUUUAG
Messenger RNA from Prunus armeniaca (apricot), 1152 nucleotides. NCBI's taxonomy places the organism in Eukaryota, Viridiplantae, Streptophyta, Magnoliopsida, Rosales, Rosaceae. The record is from the annotation of a GenBank genome assembly.